Molecule: messenger RNA, 640 nt
Organism: Condylostylus longicornis
Lineage: Eukaryota; Metazoa; Arthropoda; Insecta; Diptera; Dolichopodidae
Exons: 3
Coding region: 315-635 (106 amino acids)
Molecular function (GO): serine-type endopeptidase inhibitor activity
Source: RefSeq, a predicted model, not a curated record
AGUCAUUAAUUCGACACCACCUACUAAAACUGUCCAAAUCCCUCUGUAACAUCAAACAAUCUAUCAUAUAUUUUGACAGAAGGUCCGAUAACUUAAGGCAAUAAAAAGAAAUACGUUUACAACAAACAACACAACCGUUUUAUGUCUAAUUAUUAUUAGACCUACAUUGAACUAGAAAUAAAACAACUUAUUUCUAAUUUGUUCCAGUGUAACAUUAAAUUUAAAUUACCGUUAAUAUUAUACUAACACUAUAGUAAUAAAUAAACUGUUUAAACAAAAAAAAAAUCAUUAAAGAACGCAUAUAGACAGUUGCAAUGGCAGGAGUUAAAUUGACAUUAAUUACUUUCAUUUUUAUAUUUGGUGCCUUUUGUAUAUUUAAUAAUUUAGCAGCUAAAAAAAAAUUUGUUAUAAAGGAUGGAAGAUGUAAGAAACCAUUACCUGGACCACCAGGAUAUUUUACAAUUGUACAAGUACGAUGGUUUUAUAAUAUAACAAGUGACAAAUGUUCUAAAUAUAUUGCAUUUGGUACCGAUGACGAAUGCGAAAAAAUAGUACAAAAUAGAUUUAUUACAAAAAUUGGUUGCGAAAUAGCAUGCAAAGGUAUAUACCCCUAUGGUUUGAAUGCAUAUCCUUGAACAAC